Molecule: messenger RNA, 2332 nt
Organism: Frankliniella occidentalis (western flower thrips)
Lineage: Eukaryota; Metazoa; Arthropoda; Insecta; Thysanoptera; Thripidae
Product: lachesin-like
Exons: 7
Coding region: 8-1303 (431 amino acids)
Cellular component (GO): neuron projection
Source: RefSeq, a predicted model, not a curated record
GCUGGGGAUGCUGUGGCCGCCGCUGCUCUGGGCGGCGCUGUUCGGGCUCGCCGCCUCGCACCUCCCCGCCACCGGCCAGGUGCAGCCGCAGCCCAACGAGCCGGAGCCCGAAUUCCUCCAGGCGUUGGAGAACAUGACGGCGUCGCAGGGCAGAGACGUCCAGUUCACCUGCAUCGUCGACCACCUCGGGCCGUACAGGGUGGCGUGGAUCAAGUCGGACACGAAGGCGAUCCUGGCCAUCCACACCCACCUGGUGGCGCACAACCAGCGGCUGAGUGUCACGCACAACGGCCACAACACGUGGCGCCUGCACGUCAACAACGUCCAGCCCGCCGACAACGGCACCUACAUGUGCCAGAUCAACACCGAGCCCAUGCGCUCUCAGCUCUUGGGGAGGCGCCUGCGCAGCUGCCUGCAGCUGACCCGUCUAUGUCUGUUUGCAGCUGUGCGCUCGGUGGCCGGGCCGCUCCUGCAGCUGGCGGGCGUGAUGCGGCAGGACAUGGGCACCUACCUCUGCAUCGCCACCAACGGGAUACCCCCGUCCGUCAGCAAACGCUUCCAGAUACAGGUUCACUUCGAGCCGCUGAUCAAGGUGUCGAACCAGCUCGUGGCCGCGCCCAUCUACAGCGACGUGGUCAUCCAGUGCUACGUGGAGGCGUCCCCCAAGGCCAUGAACACCUGGUGGCGAGAGGGAGCCGCCAUCCUCGGGGGCCCGGCCGGCGCGCGCGAGAUGGACAAGCUGGUCCAGGGCGACAAGUACAUCAUGCAGGAGAUCCAGCUCUCGGACUACGCCGUCCUCAUGAACCUCACCAUCCGCGAGCUCUCCAAGAAGGACUUUGGCGGCUACGUCUGCUCCUCCGUCAACGUCCUGGGCAAGGCCGAGGGCAACAUCCGCCUGCAAGAGCUGCACCUGCCCGCCAGCCCGAGCACCUCGACGACGACCACGCCGCCCCGGCACUCGCACGAGUCGAGCGGCAAGCACCGGAACCGGAACAAGAACACCAACUCGAGCAACACCAACAAGACGCCCGCGCACAGCAAGGACCCGCUGGCCAAGCCCGCUCCCAAGGGCGGCAGGAAGGGUGGUGGCGCCGAGGACGCCGCCGGGGGGUCGGCGUCGUCGUCCUCCACGGAGCAGCGCAACACGCAGACCACGCUCAACUGGGACGCGGCGGGCGCGACGCGGACCCCGCCGCGCAGGAAGCCGGACCGGUGGAACGAGAUCCCGGGGUCGUCGUCGGCGACCUCGCUGCGCCCGGGGCUCGUCGCCGUAGCCCUGCUGCUCCUCGUCGGCCGGCGCUGAGGUGCAAAAAGGCGUCGCGGUCGUCGUCGUCGGCGUCCUGGCGUGCCCCAGGUGUGUGGGUCGCGCGGCGAUCAAUUCGAAUGAACUCGAAUAUAAACUCGAACGACAAUAAGAAAGGGGUUGUUAACCCGGCCCGAAGUCCCCGGAGGAAAGCCGUCGUUGGACUCGAGUCGGAACUGCCUCUCGCCGAGCUCGGCAACGGAGGAAGGCGCUGUAAUUGCUCUGCAAACCCGUUUAAAACGACAAGUUAUUGAGUUUUGUGAUGAAGUAGAGUCGCGCCGGUGCGAGCGAUAUCGUUGUAGAGGUUGCGGCGUGGGGCGCCGCCUCCGUGUCGAAUUGUGAUGUUUAACUUAUUAUUGUGACUGCGUUAUCAUAUUGUUGAUAUUUGUUAUUGUUUUGGCUUUGGGGAGAUUUUUUCGUAUGGGGAUGGCGUCGUCGCUAACGGGAUGAAGUGCUUCACAAUCAUGAAUUUUGGUCAAUUUUUAAAAAGAUGCAGCUUUAGCUUCAGGAUUAGAGAGACCUUUUUGUCAAUUCAGAUACCAUCCGUGGCCGUUUAUUGGCAAAAGUGACCAUAUUAAUAAGAAAAAGAUAAUAAUCAUUACCUACAGUGGUCGAAAUUUACUAAUACUAUGCUCUGUGUAGUUUGAGUUUAUUCAGACUGUUAAGUGUAGCAUUAUUCGUGCGGGAUCACGAGUUGGAGGGAGGGCCCCGGAGGGCCCAUAGUGCAAAUGGGGUACCCAAUCGAAAUCGAAAGAGAAAUGAAACGAUGUUUUCAGUACAGCAAAAACGACAUCGUUUCAAUGUCGUUUUGGGAUCGUUUCAAGUAGUUACCAUUUUGCACUGGGGAGAAUGCUUAAAUUAUACUUCAGUGUUGUCGUUUUGGCGCUUAAGCGAGACGAUUGUCGCGAUCGGGCAAAAAGAAGCCAAAAAUAUUCUGACUGCUAUCGCACCAGUUACGACGUGUCAUUGACGUGUUCGGAAUGAGGAAUAUUUGCCUUAAAAAAAAUAACCAUGACAAUAAUUUUUAAA